UUUAAGUCCAUUAAACCCCAAUUUGAGCAGAUUUAUUUCCGGUCAAUUUUUGGCAGAUUCCAAUGGUGUACCAUCACAGAUUUCGGGCGAUUUUUUAGAAAUGUCAUUUUCUUUUGAUUCUGGAGGCAGCAAAUCCCGGAAUCAGGCCGAGGCUAUUCUCCACUGAUUAUGAAGUCUAUUGAUCCUAUUCUCCACGAGUGAUAAGUCCAUUAAGCACCGAUUUGGGCCAAUUUAUUUUCGGAUGGCAUUUUCGUAAUUUUUUGGGCGACGAAAGGUCAUUUUCUUUGGAUUUUGAAUGCUACAAAUCAUGGAUUCGCCCUGAGGCUAUUCUUUAACGAUGAUUAAGUCCAUCAAGCACCGAUUUGUGUGGAUUUAUCAUGGUCAAUUUUUGGCCGAUUCCAAAGGGGUACCAUCACAGAUUUUGGGCGAUUUUUUCGAAAUGCCAUUUUCUUUCGAUUCUGGAGGCAGCAAAUCAUGGAAUCAGGCCGAGGCUAUUCUCCACCGAUAAUGAAGUCUAUUGAUCCUAUUCUCCACUUAUGAUAAGUCUAUUAACCACCGUUUUUGGCCCAUUUAUUUUCAUAAUGCAUUUUCGUCAUUUUUUUAGCGAAGAAUGGCCAUUUUCUUUGGAUUUUUAACGCUACAGAUCACGGAUUCGACCCGAGGCUAUUCUUUAACAAUAUUUAAGUCCAUUAAACCCCAAUUUGGUCGGAUUUAUUCCUGGUCAAUUUUUGGCAGAUUCCAAAGGGGUACCAUCACAGAUUUCGGGCAAUUUUUCCGAAAUGCCAUUUUCUUUCAAUUCUGGAGUCAGCAAAUCACUGAAUCAGACUGAGGCUAUUCUCCACAGAUAAUGAAGUCUUUUGAUCCUAUUCUCCACGGGUGAUUAGUCCAUUAAGCACAGAUUUGGACCAAUUUAUUUUCGAAUAGCAUUUUCGAAAGCUUUUGGGCGACGAAAGGCCAUUUUCUUUGGAUUUUGUACGCUACAGAUCACGGAUUCGCCCUGAGGUUAUUCUUUAACUAUAAUUAAGUCCAAUAAGCACCGAUUUAAGCGGAUUUAUUCCGGGUCAAUUUUUGGCAGAUUCCAAAGGGGUACCAUCACAGAUUUCGGGCGAUUUAUCGAAAUGCCAUUUUCUUUCGAUUGUGGAGGCUACAAAUCACGAAAUCAGGCCGAGGCUAUUCUCCACCGAUAAUGAAGUCUAUUGACCCUAUUCUCCAUGGAUCAUAAGUAAGUUAAGCAUCGAUUUGGGCCAAUUUAUUUUCGGAUGGCAUAUUCGUAAUUUCUUGGGCAACGAAAGGCCAUUUUCUUUGGAUAUUGAAGGCUACAGAUCACAGAUUCGGCCCGAGGCUAUUCUCCAAUGAUGAUGGAGUCCAUUAAGCACAGAUUUGGGCAGAUUUAUUCCGGAUCAAUUUUUGGCAGAUUCCAAAGGGGUACCAUCACAGAUUUCGGGGGAUUUAUUCGAAAUGCCAUUUUAUUUCGAUUCUGGAGGCUACAAAUCAUGGAAUCAGGCCGAGGCUAUUCUCCAACGAUAAUGAAGUCUAUUGAUCCUAUUCUCCAUGGGCGAUAAGUCCAUUAAGCACCGAUUUGGGCCAAUUUAUUUUCGGAUGUCAUUUUCAUAAUUUUUUGAGCGACGAAUGGCCAUUUUCUUUGAAUUUUGAACGAUAUAGAUCACGGAUUCGCCCUGAGGCUAUUCUUUAAAGAUGAUUAAGUCAAUUAAGUACCGAUUUGGGCAGAUUUAUUCCGGGUCAAUUUUUGGCAUAUUCCAAAGGGGUACCAUUAAAGUAUUGGCCAUUUUUUCGAAAUGCCAUUUUCUUUUGAUUCUGGAUGCAGCAAAUCACGGAAUCAGGCCGAGGCUAUUCUUCACCGAUAAUGAAGUCUAUUGAUCCUAUUCUCCACGAAUGAUAAGUCUAUUAAGCACCGUUUUUGGCCCAUUUAUUUUCAGGAGUCUUUUUUGUUAUUUUUUGUGCGACGAAAGGCCAUUUUCUUUGGAUUUUGAACCCUACAGAUCAAGGAUUCGCCCUGAGGCUAUUCUUUAACGAUGAUUAAGUCCAUUAAGCACCGAUUUGGGCGGAUUUAUUCCGGAUCAAUUUUUGGCAGAUUCCAAAGGGGUACCAUCACAGAUUUAAGGCGAUUUUUUUGAAAUGCCAAUUACUUUCGAUUCUGGAGGCAGCAAAUCACGGAAUCAGGCCGAGGCUAUUCUCCACCGAUAAUGAAAUCUAUUGAUCAUAUUCUCCACGGGUGAUUAGUCCAUUAAGCCCCGAUUUUGACCAAUUUAUUUUCGGAUGGCAUUUUCGUAAUUUUUUGGGCGACGAAAGGCCAUUUUCUUUGGAUUUUGAACGCUACAGAUCAAGGAUUCGCCCUGAGGUUAUUCUUUAACGAUGAUUAAGUCCAUUAAGCACCGAUUUAAGCGGAUUUAUUCCGGGUCAAUUUUUGGCAGAUUUUAAAGGGGGUACCAUCACAGAUUUCGGGCGGUUUUUUCGAAAUGCCAUUUUCUUUUGAUUCUGGAGGCAGCAAAUCACGGAAUCAGGCCGAGGCUAUUCUCCACCGAUAAUGAAGUCUAUUGAUCAUAUUCUCCACUUAUGAUAAGUCUAUUAAGCACCAUUUUUGGCCCAUUUAUUUUCAGAAUGCAUUUUCAUUAUUUUUUGGACGACGAAAGGCCAUUUUCUUUGGAUUUUGAACGCUAUAGAUCACGGAUUCGGCCUGAGGCUAUUCUUUAACGAUGAUUAAGUCCAUUAAGCACCAAUUUGUGCGGAUUUAUCACGGUCAAUUUUUGGCAUAUUCUAAAGGGGAACCAUCACAGAUUUCUGGCGAUUUUUCCCAAAUAUCAUUUUCAUUAGAUUCUGGAGGCAGCAAAUCACGGAAUCAAGCCGAGGCUAUUUCUCCACCGAUAAUGAAGUCUAUUGAUCCUA
Linum trigynum is the source of this 2904-nucleotide messenger RNA. The record is from the annotation of a GenBank genome assembly. Lineage: Eukaryota; Viridiplantae; Streptophyta; Magnoliopsida; Malpighiales; Linaceae.